GCCAACAGACGCCCGGGGCCCAGAGGGGCAAGAGAGCCGGGACCGGGCAUGGAGCCUGGGGCCGGGCCCUCCAGGGCCCCGAAGGACAGGAAGGCGGAGUCUCAGCAACAGGCUUGGGCCCAGCCCGUCGAGGGCCACGGCCGGAUACUGCUGUUCGGCGAGCUCUGGAAGCGGGAUGAGGGCUGCCUGACCGUGCAGGACGUUCUGGAGCAGGCUCCGGACGAUCACUGCGCCGGGCCCUCGUUCACGCGAGCCGCGAGCUACCACAGCAGCUGCGCCACGCGGCAGCGCAAGCGUCCCGGUAACAGCGGGUGGGACGGCGCCGACUGCCCCGCCGCCAAGUCCAGGCGCUGCGCCAAAGAGAGGCGGUGCGACAGGUGCAAGGCCACGGACCCGUGCGAGUGCCGGGCGGCUCCGGCUGGGUCUGAGACCUCCUGCCGCGAGGCGGCGGAGGAGCCGCAGUCGGGAGGCUGGGUGCCCUGCCCCGCGCCCCAGCGCAGCCCCCGGCUGCUCCUGGUGCUGUGCCGCGCGUCGGCGCUCCGCUCCAACCUGCCGCGGCUGCAGCUGCUCCUGCAGCAGGUGCACGCGCGGCACCGCCAGCCGCCUGCUGCGCUCGUCGGGAUCGUGGUGCAGCCGCAGCCGGAAGAGGAGGCCGAGGCGCGCCGCCGCAUGGAGACCCUGCUCUGCAGCGCCUUCGCGCCGCACAGCCCCUCAGUGGAGGUGCACACGGCGGUGUUCCGCCCCAGCCGCUCGGACUGCGCCCUGGACGUCCAGCCCGCCGCCAGCACAGGGCACAAUGCCAGGGCGCGGGGCAGCGUCCUCCUCGUGGAUCAGGAGACCCAGACGGAUGAAAACCUACAAGGAAACACUCCACUCAUCGUAAUUCGCGUGCUCCAAGCUCUCGGGACUGCUGCUGUGGUUCUGGGGGCCCUAGGAGCUGCCUAUUACACCACUGAAUCCUUGUGAGCAACCCCCCAGGCCCUCGGUCCGGCAGAUCCAGUUUCCAUCAAGGAUCUCUCUUGUCACCAAAAUAGAACAAAAA
Molecule: messenger RNA, 1042 nt
Organism: Lontra canadensis (Northern American river otter)
Lineage: Eukaryota; Metazoa; Chordata; Mammalia; Carnivora; Mustelidae
Exons: 3
Coding region: 49-966 (305 amino acids)
Source: RefSeq, a predicted model, not a curated record